Phytophthora nicotianae INRA-310 is the source of this 594-nucleotide messenger RNA. RefSeq lists its product as hypothetical. The record is from RefSeq and is a predicted model, not a curated record. Bases 1 to 522 code for a protein of 173 amino acids. NCBI's taxonomy places the organism in Eukaryota, Oomycota, Peronosporomycetes, Peronosporales, Peronosporaceae. The transcript has 2 exons.
AUGCCGGCGGUGAUCGUCCAUGCCGCCGCAGCUGUGGAAGCUGCUGGCAAGCCUCCGGUUAUCAAGAACCUCCCAGAAGUGCGCGUGUUGGGACUGCGAGCUGUGAUCCCCAGCUACCGAGCACAAAGAACGCUCUGGGAUCAAGUUCUCGCUUUCUUCAGAGCCCAUGGCCUCGAUAUCGCUGGACCAUGUUUGACAAUCUACUACGACCAAGGCUUCAAGGAGAAAGAUGUCGACGCUGAGGUGUGUCUCCCGAUCGCCCAGGACGCCAAAGUCGAUGAAACUGCGGCGUCUGCGUCGUCCAUUUCGGUUCGCACACUGCCGGUAGUGCCACGAGCUGCGUCAAUCGUUCAUCUGGGAUCGUACGACGCACUGGCCCCUUGUUACAUGAAGCUGUACGAGUGGAUUGACAAGCAAGGUCUUCGUCCUAACGCACCCGUGCGAGAGAUUUACCUACGUAUGGACAUCCAGGACGUCAGUGAGAAAUCGUUCGUGACGGAGAUCCAGCAGCCUGUAGGCUGAGAAAAGAGCACUUCUCUUCUCCAAGGCUUAAGACCAAACGUAUAUUGAGUUAAGUAGCGAAAUGUCCUUCGA